Messenger RNA from Plectropomus leopardus (leopard coralgrouper), 3158 nucleotides. It is a transcript of the gene c5h19orf44, whose product is annotated as chromosome 5 C19orf44 homolog. Lineage: Eukaryota; Metazoa; Chordata; Actinopteri; Perciformes; Serranidae. The record is from RefSeq and is a predicted model, not a curated record.
AGCUGUAGAUGCUCCAUGGAGACAAGAGACGCCAAAGUAGGCAUUUCAGGGCUAAAAGUUGGCUAAAUAAACAUCAUGACAUAUUUUGUGCUCCCCAAUUGGUGUGAAAUUGGCUCUUUGGGACCUUCAAAUUAUUUUUAUUUUCAAAGUUUGCUAGCAAACACGGUUUUAGCCUCCAGCUAACGCUCGUGUCUCAGCAGAGGAUGAAACAGCCGCAAACUGUUUCCGCUGCUAAAACAAAGUGUCAACAUAAAACUUUACACAUCGAAGUGUUAAAAGUAAUAUUAGUCAGACUACUUAGAUUAGUUAGAGUGUCAGUUUAAAGAUGUGGAAACGACGCGGCGGUCGCAGCUCGGCUCUGGACCGAGCUCAGGCGCUGCUGUCCGGCAAGAGGAGCAGCGGAGGAGCCGCCGAGUCUGUGGAGGAGUCUGCGGCCCAAACGCGGGGACACACGGGUGUUGUUGGUGAAUCUGUGAAAACCAGACCUGUUUCCCCAAACACACACCUGUUAUUGUCAGAUCUGAGCGACCUGUCCUCAGUCAGCUCAGCACCUGAACAUGGACCUGCUGACACCCUGGACUCUGCUGCUGCUGCUGCUGCUGCUGCUGCUGGGAAGAACCAGGGAAGAGAGGGCGACUCUACAAAGGACCUCAGACCUCAGAGCUCUCUGGGUGGAGGCGGGAGCAGAUUCCUGAAGAAAGCUCCACCAUCUGUAACCAUCAGCAGCCAGUCACCUGUCAGGAAGGGCCACAUCCAGCAGGACCCUGCACCCAGGAGUGUGUCGUCUUCCCAGCGAGGCUCUCAGACUGCUGCUUUGACGAGACUGGCUCAAAUUGAGAGCCGCAUCCGCAGCCGAAUGCAGGUUCAGGAGCCAAAACCUGCUGAGAGUCUAACCUCUGACCUGAGAAUCUCACCACCAGCAGCCGCCCCGACUCCGGAGGCGUCUGUGCAGCUCUCAGCGCAGCCCAGCAGUGACCAGAGCCCGAGGGGGAAACGUUUCCUCAAGAACAGGUCGGGCAAAGCUGCGGCUGCGGCUCGGCUAGCGGCUGCUCGGUCUCCAGAGGCUGCAGAUGUUGGUGUCAGGUCCAGGUCCAGGUCCAGGUCCAGAGCUGCUGAUGUUCCCUCAGCAGAGAGAGCUGUGAGUCUGGAGAGUGAUGAAGAGGACAUGAGGAAGCUGCUCGGAGACUCGUUUGACUCAAUAGACGACAGCGUCAACAUACCAGGGAGGCCGUCUGUGAAAAGAACGGCAGACAAGACGUUGAGCAAAAACAGUCGGAGGAUCCGCUCCUCACCUCCUCCCGCUGCUGUCCGUCCCUCCUCAUCCUCCAACACAGCACCUCCUCGCUCUCCUGCGUCUCCUCCUCACCGUAGUUCUCCUUUUCGAUUCACCGGUCAGGCUCAGGCCCGCUUCAGCCCCUCUGUGCUCUCCCCAACCUCCUCUCCUCCCCGCACCUCCCCAUCUCCUCCAGGGAGACCGAACUCCUCUCAUCACAGGGCGGGGAGUCCACAGCGCUCCCUGUCCUCCAUGUCCAGCCGCGGGGAGGUGGUCUCUCUGGAGGAGCUCUUCUCUGUCGGGCCUGAAGAUCCCCACAGCGAGGCGAGUUCAGUGACCUCUGAAGACUUCAAAAUAAAUGUUAUGACGUUAGACGACCUCGUCCCCGCUGCUUUUGAGUUUACUGAAAAAACAACAGGAAAGGAGAGAGAAGUCAAACACAGCACCCCUCGUCCUGGUUCUCACAGAGAUCAGCAGCAGUCAGGAUUGAAAGAGAAGAAGAAGAAAGAGGGGCCACAGCAGCAGGAGGAGGAGGAGGAGGAGGAGGAGGAGGAGGUGGUGGAGGACUACCAAAGUGACUUUGACAGUGAGAGCAGGACAGGUUACAGCGCCAGUCAGGUUUCAGAGCACCUGCAAGGAGACGGAGAUGAAGAGGAGGUGGUGUCAGAGGUCAGAGACGAGGACUCAGACGUGUCCCGCCGUGGGAGGACAGUGGACGAUUACUCGAGUGCCUUCUCGGACACAAGUCACUCCUGCACCUCACAGACGUCAGAUCACAGUCACACACUCAGCAGCAGCAGAGACUCCAGAUCGUAUGUGUCACGUGACAGCCGGACCUCCUCUCGCCAGUUGAGGAGGCGUUCUUGCACCACGAAGGUUUUAAAAGAGGCUGCAGUACAGACGCAGCCGGAUCCACUGGCUUACACCAGGCCCACUGGUAUUUUUGGUCCUGCAGUGGGGAUGACUUACAUGGAUCCCACCCCAGCGGUGACUCACACUGUCAGUGCAGAAAUGGUGGAAGCUCUCAGCACCUUCAACCCAGCUGCAUUUGCCCUCAAUGAAAUGUUCAAACAGCAGCUUGCCAUGAUUCAGCAGUUCGUGGAGAGCAACCGACAUCUUCAUUCCAGCCUGGUGCAGAGCCUGGGACCGCCGAACUACAGAUACACCACGCUGGAGGACACCAAGGAGUACAUUCGCAAGCACAGACCUCCCAAACUGACAGUGGAGGACGCCUUAGAAGAAGUGCUGCAGGAGAUGAGAGACAACCAUCACAUCUGAACACCGGUAAUGAAUGUCCUGGAUUACUGAACCCUACAUGUGUGGAACAAGGUUUUUUUUUAUUAAAACAAGUUUUAUACAGAAUUAAAUCAUAUUUUUAUAUUAUAGGAAGAAUAGUGGUAUUUUUGUUAAUUAAUCAUAAAACAUGCCGUGAUGAUUGUAAAAGCGCGAUCAUGUCAGUGUUUACAUUUGUGUCAAAGUUAAAAUCAUGCAGUGUGUAGCCUCUGUGCAUGAAUUGGAUUGUUUAGUAAAUUAAUUUUAUUAUUCAAUGACCUCAUUCCUGCUGGUGAAAUAGUGAAAAGAAUCUAUGUUGUUGUUUGUACACUCAGAAGAAAUAAUGACGUGUUACACCUUUAUGACUGUCCUUGUGUUGUAAUGCACAUUCUAAAAUAAAUCCCAAAAGAGGAAAUGCAGUGUUUGAAAAUUAUAUCCCCUCUGACAGUUUGAAAAAAAUAAUUAUCCUUUAACAAUUAACCUUAACUACAGACCUCUGCAACAUAUUAUUGUCUCGUAUAAUUUGGAUGAACUAGAGUGACUCACAAAUGUAUUACGCGUAAAGCUAGUAUUGUGGAACAAUAGAAAACUCAAACUAUAUUUUCUUGUCUGA